AUGAUUUCGGUCAGCAACAUAGCGUUAUUACUAUUGGUCUACACCCUGACCAAGUACUUCCUUGGCUGGUAUCGGCUAAAACACAUCCCGGGUCCUUUCUGGGCUGGCGUGACCAAGUUCUGGCAGCUGAAGCACACCUGGAACGGCACCCUCUACCUCGAAUCCGCCGAGGCAUGCUUCAAAUAUGGCACGCUAGGGCCACUGAUUCGCGUUGCCCCAGAUGAACUUAUCACUAGCGACCCCGAGCUGUUGAGGAGGAUGCUGAAUGUGAGAUCACCUUAUCGGAGAUCAGACUGGUACGAAGCUAUUCGAGUCGAUCCUGAACACGACAAUGUCUUGUCCGAACGUGACGACGAGAGGCAUGCAAUGCUGCGAUCCAAGAUGUCCAACGGGUAUGCUGGCAAGGAAAUUCCCAACCUCGAGGGCGCCAUCGAUGAUGUUAUCGGCAAGUUGGUCAAUCUCAUCGAGAAGAAAUACUUGUCGACCAAAGGUCAGUAUCGGCCGAUGGACUUUGGGAGGUUGGCGCAAUACCUGACCAUGGAUGUCAUCGGCGAGAUUGCCUUUGGCAAGGCAUUUGGCUUUCUUGAGGAUGAUGAAGACAAGUUCUCCUACAUAAGCACGACAGAGAGCACUAUUCCCCUGAUCAUCCUCACCGGCGCAUUCCCGUGGCUCGCAAAAAUUGCGCAGUCGUCCAUGAUGAAAGCCUUCAUGCCGAAGGACACAGAUGCUUACGGUUUGGGCAAGAUCAUGGGGCAACAAGUUGUCCAGGAAAGAUUCAUGACUGACGCGACAGAUCACAUGGAUAUGUUGGGAUCUUUCAUCAGGCAUGGACUGUCGCAAAAGGAUGCAGAAUCAGAGACUAUGAUCCAGAUCCUUGCAGGCAGUGACACCACCGCAUCUGCAAUCCGAGCCACAAUGCUUCAUCUCUUGACCAACCCACCUGUUUUGAACAAAUUGCUGGCCGAGAUCCAGAGCUCAAAGCUCUCCGACCCCAUCAAAGACUCGGAAGCUCGAAUGAUGCCGUAUCUUCAAGCUGUUAUCAAAGAAGGCCUUCGCAUCCACCCUCCCGUAACCGGUUUGAUGUUGAAAGAUGUCCCUCCCGGUGGCGAUACUGUGCUGGGAUACUAUAUUCCUCCAGGGACAAAACUAGGUUACUGCGCAUUUGGACUCUUUUCGGAUCCCAAGAUAUGGGGGGAAGACUCCAAAGUAUUCCGACCCGAGCGCUGGCUUGAAGGGACGGCAGAAGAAAUCAGGCAGAAAGAGAACGAUCUGGACCUCGUGUUUGGACAUGGGCGCUGGCAGUGUCUGGGGAAGGAUGUGGCAAAGGUUGAGCUGAACAAGGCCUUCGUGCAGCUUCUUCGGAACUUUGAGAUGGCCAUCGUGGAUCCAGAGAGACCAUGGAGUUCUUUCAACGCCGGAGUCUUCAUUGUGCAUGAUAUGUGGAUACGGGUCACGAAGAGAAAUCCCAAGCUGUAG
This is a messenger RNA of Exophiala spinifera, 1476 nucleotides long. RefSeq lists its product as uncharacterized. The transcript is spliced from 6 exons. NCBI's taxonomy places the organism in Eukaryota, Fungi, Ascomycota, Eurotiomycetes, Chaetothyriales, Herpotrichiellaceae. The record is from RefSeq and is a predicted model, not a curated record. Gene Ontology annotation, molecular function: oxidoreductase activity, acting on paired donors, with incorporation or reduction of molecular oxygen; monooxygenase activity; heme binding. The coding region runs from base 1 to 1476 and encodes 491 amino acids.